Limulus polyphemus (Atlantic horseshoe crab) is the source of this 3987-nucleotide messenger RNA. RefSeq names its product upstream stimulatory factor 2-like. Gene Ontology annotation, molecular function: RNA polymerase II cis-regulatory region sequence-specific DNA binding; DNA-binding transcription factor activity, RNA polymerase II-specific; protein dimerization activity. The record is from RefSeq and is a predicted model, not a curated record. Gene Ontology annotation, biological process: regulation of transcription by RNA polymerase II. NCBI's taxonomy places the organism in Eukaryota, Metazoa, Arthropoda, Merostomata, Xiphosura, Limulidae. Bases 458 to 1189 code for a protein of 243 amino acids. The transcript is spliced from 9 exons.
GUCAUCUGGUAUAUUCACAUGACCUUCUGUUUGGUCCCGUGACUUAGAAGAACUCUCGUCCAUUAACUUUUUUCGCUUUUCUGUCACAUGGAUAUGCUGGAUCAUAGUUUGAAUACCAGGUCAUUAAACAGCACAUUUGAUUCUACUUAUUGAUGAUUUUGCAGACCCUAAUCACCAUCUUUGUCCUGUAUUCUGAAGACAACAGGACAUAAGUUUGAGAUCUGGAAAAGACAGACAGGCUAGGCUUCAGUUAAUACAGUUGCAUUUUUCUAACAUAGUGAUUGGCUUUUUGAAUGAGUUGCUAUCAGGAGUAUUGGAGCUGUUACUUUAAAAGAAUUGAAGAGAGGUCAUGAUGUCUUGAAAAAUAAAGGGUUGUCAAGAUGGUUCAGAGAAAUCAGCUGAGUCAGGAACAACAGAUGAAAUUCAUCACAUUCAGGAUGAUGGAACUGUUGGUGUGAUGGAAGGAGUAGAAAAUGGUACAGGACUAAACCUUAGCCCACAGAGUGGUAGUUUGAUGGAUCCAAAUGUUCAGUAUCAGCUUCAUGCUGAGAAUGGACAUGUGACAUAUCGAGUGGUUCGAGUAGCUCCAUCUUCAGAAGUAAAACCUGAGGUGGCUCCUCAUGUAGUGACUACAGCUGCUCUGGUUGGACAACAGGUGGCUCAAGCAAUCAUUACCAAUCCUUAUGCAACAGCUAAUGGUGCUGGUAAUCCUGGAGAAGAAGGCCAGUUUUAUGUUAUGAUGUCUCCACAAGAGGUUUAUCAACCAGGACAACGUUCACUUGCACCUCGAACAGAACAGUUCGCUACUAAAUUGGAGAAGCCAAGAGCGGGAAGAGAUGAAAAACGACGGUCAACACAUAAUGAAGUGGAAAGGAGGCGACGUGACAAAAUUAACAACUGGAUAGUCAAAUUGUCAACCAUUGUUCCUGAUUGUACUUCAGAUCACACAAAACAAAGUCAACAAAGUAAGGGAGGUAUCCUUGCUAAGGCUUGUGAGUACAUUCAGGAAUUGAGAAAUGCUAAUGCAAAAUUGCCAGAUAUUCUUAAAGAAAAUGAAAGGCUGACUUUGGAUGUAGAGUUACUCCAGCAACAAUAUGAAGAGUUGAAAAAUGAAAACCGUAUGUUAAGAGCUCAUCUUCAACAGCACGGAAUUAAUGUGGCUGAUCGGAUAAGGACCCACUCGUCAUAAUAAAAUCAAUCGUUUUGAUAACUUGUAACGAACGUUCCAGAAAAUGAAGUUGAGACAGCUAUAUCCAGAGUGCUGGCGACAGUUAAUGGUACAGCAUUUUAUUUUAUUUUUCGAAUGGGACCACUAUUAAGCAGCAUGGCCAUCCUGUGUAGAAAUGUUAUUAUUUGGACACAUUCCAUUAUUGUGGUCAGUAAUUCUUUUACCCUGGACUGGUGUUAAAGAAAUUGUAUUCACUCAAAUGUAGGAUUAUUUUAUUUUAGUUAAGAUUUUAAUCUCCCUAUUAGUGUUGUAAAAAUUUAACACAAAGAAUGGUUUGAUUUCUACCAAUUUACCAUAAUUUUGUUUCACCUUAUGGUGUAUAAUAUUUGUUGAAGUUUUGCAGUUAUUGACUAUUGUGAAUAUUCAUUUAGCUAAGACUUGCAAUACAGAUUUGGAUAUAUUUUAUGUUCUAGUGUUAUUUGUUUCAACUGAGUGUUCUGAAAUUAGCUCUUGGUAUCAGAAAGUAAAAGUUUUUAUUUGUGUUUAUCUGUUAAAGUAAUUAUUGUGUUUUUCAGUUUUAUAAUAGUACAUGUUUUGAAUUGUGUGGAUAAAGCAUUUUUAUGCUGAUACUUUGCUCAUACACAGAUUUCUCGUACAUUAUCAUAAGUUCAUAAUUUCUUCAUACAUAGACCUUUAAUGUAGAAUCUUACUCAUAUUGCCAGUAUUUCAGAACACCUUGAAUUUGUCUAAAAAUGUUAUUGCAUUACAAUGCGUAAAAUGUUUUCCAGCAUAUGUAUUAUUCAAGUAUUCCAGUUAAGCCUUUCAGGAUUCUUAUUUAAAGCUUAUUGAUUGAUUCCAUUGUAAGUUAACUGAAGAAACAAUUUAAGUAUAAACAUUUUAUUGAGAAAUUGAGAGAAUUUACAAGUUUUGUUUGUUAUUUUACUAAGUUUCUAAAAUUAAUUGCCAUUUUGUACAAUAGUUGUUUAAAAACCUUUGGUGAUAAGAACUACCUAUAAGUUACUUAUGUAUUGUCAUUCAGUUUGUAAAUGAAAAAUCAUGUUGGUCUUUUACUGAAAAUUUUAGACAAUUCAACAGGUUGUACUUUCCUUUAAACACAUGUUUUUGUUAUAACAGUUUAUCAUGUUUUAUAAAAGUCUGAAGGGUUACAAAGUUAAAUUGUAAACAAACUAGUUAUAAUAUUCUUAUUACUAUUAAAUUUUUCAACAAAGUAUACUACGUACGUAAAUGAAGAAUGGCAAGAUCAGUGAUCAAAGGUCACUACCAGGUACACUGAAGUAAUGUCUCAUUGAAAUCCAUUGAAUUUUUUAAUACCAGUUGCAAACCAAUUUUGUCAUCAGAAACAUAAUGGCAUAUGGUCGUGUUGUAUACAAAAAAAAAGUUUUUAUAUAUAUCAAUAAUAUGAUUAUAAGUAUUUUUGCAUAUUUGAUCCAUAACUAUAAGAUAUUUCCAUGUAGGUUGUGAUUCUCUUUGAAUGUUUUUACUUAUUAUGGUAUUAUUUCUAAACACAAAAGGACUACUACUACUAAAAAAAGGCAUAAAAAUGCAGUGAUGUUUUAAUUCACCAUAAUGUCAAAUCCAGGCUAAUUUUUAAAAGAAAAUAAUUUUCAUACAAUACAUCAUGACAUGUCAAAAUAUUUAAUCGAUACAAGUUAAGAAGGGGUUGAAAUAUAAGGUCAAAACUAUGUGAACGUAUUAGGUUUAGUACUGGGAACAUGAAAGGUGAAUUUAGACUAUAAAAGAAAAGUUUUCAUGUAUAUAUCUUUGUUUCCAUUAUUCAUGAAAUUGAUUUCAUCUGGAGACACCUUUAGAUCCACAUAUGUCACUCUGAAUGACCAUUUUAUUAUUGAACUUUGUAUAUUUUUUAAUUAUUCUUUUUUAUAUUAAUAAGUUAUUUAUACUUGGGUAUAAGUUUUUAUAUAUAUUGGCAUAAACAAUGUUAGAAGGUAGAUUUAUUUUAUGUAUAAUUGAGAAAACUUAAAAAAAAAAAUAAUGAGAAAAAUGACCGAGACAAACACAAUAAUAUAAUCAUCAUUCAGAGUGACACUAUGGUACAAUAGUUAAUCAUCAUUCAGAGUGACUCUAUGGUGCAAUAGUUAAUCAUCAUUCAGAGUGACUCUAUGGUACUAUAGUUAACCAUCAUUCAGAGUCACUCUAUGGUACAAUAGUUAUCUCCAAAUGAAUUUAAUUCAUGCAUUAUUGUAGAAUAUGUAACAAGAAUAAAACAAAGUCAUACAUAUGAACUUCUUAAAUACUCCAAACUCACCUCUUAUGUUCACAUAAUUUUUUGUGUUGCCUCAUUAUGCUCAUGUUUCUUGUAAAAAAAUAUUUUUUUUCUAUUCUGAUACUGACUUUUCAUCACAUUUCUUGCCCUUUCUUCUGUAACAUUGUUAUUUAAAAUGGUUGAGAUUUAUUGCCCGAAGAAAUAAAUAUUAAAUAUUAUCAGUGUUAUAUCAGAAAAAGUGUAAUAUAAAUACUGCGUAUACUUGCUUCAAUAUAAUUCCAAUAACUGAAAGUUCAAGUGAGGUGUUAUUGGCUAUCCAUAAUUUAAAUUGAAGAAAUGAAUAUCAAGUUAUUUUUUCAGUAAAACUUUAUGUUUUAUCUGUUAUUUUCUUGUCCUUAAUUGAUUCAAUUUUAUAACAUGCAUCUGAAAUGUGCUUGAAUAUAAAAACUGAAAUUAAAAAUAAUUUCAAACUUGAUAAGAAAGAAACUUAAGAUAUUAAAUUUUAUAAAUACAGGCAUCAUUCUACAAGCAUAAUAUUCCUGUUGCUCUAAAACCAAUUUUCAUCAACAUCAUAGUU